Megalopta genalis is the source of this 2283-nucleotide messenger RNA. RefSeq names its product venom acid phosphatase Acph-1. Lineage: Eukaryota; Metazoa; Arthropoda; Insecta; Hymenoptera; Halictidae. The record is from RefSeq and is a predicted model, not a curated record. Gene Ontology annotation, molecular function: phosphatase activity. Gene Ontology annotation, biological process: dephosphorylation.
UGCUUAACGAUUUUACCGAAUUGAUAACAAAAUGCAACAGUAUCUUUAAACUCUUCAAAUGUUUUCACUGUUUUGUAUUUGAUCUUCUGAUUUUUAUCAUAAAUGCAUAAAAUCCGCGUUCCAGCUAUUACAAUUAGACGGUCGAAUUUGACGCGGUGUUAGCGAACUGUACAGUAUGUGCACUACACUUCGAAGGGUCGGGACACACAGUGGCAAGAAACAAUGAUGAUAUAUGAGUGUGUGACGGCAGGACAUCUUACUGUGAGCAGGUCGUAGCUCCUAAGCCCGAGGCGGAUUCGAAGACUGCAGCGUGUCCAAACAAUCUCCACCGGAGCUGCCUCCAGAAAUCAUUUUAUAUGAACCACGAUCUUUGAUUACAAAGAUUCUUUGGUGGAAACGAACUGAUUGUCAAGUAUUACACAAAGCACCGUCGAUUCCUGCCUCUGAUAAAGAUGACGAUUUCAUGCGAAGGUUGCCGAUUAAAUUAAGCACGAGCGAUGCACCAACGUGCGGAGACACAUCAAAGACGCUUUAUCUGAUCGCAAUCAUCGGCCGAAGGAGUGUAAGCAGUGUUGUGCAGUCCUCUGUGAAGUUGGAACAAGUGUCGCCACUUUUAUUGUAGCUCGCAUUCCUUUCGUCGUCUGAAAACUGUUGUGCUCCGUUUGGAACGGAGCAAUUACGGAUAAUUGUAUAAUCGCAGAGGAAACCUCGCGUUGCACACCGUGCAGCACAAGGAGGCAGGAAUUUCAUACACCAUCGAAGGAAGCGUAAAUCCACGUAACUGAAUAUGAAAGCAGGCAUGCUAUGCUGGUUAUGUAUUUUAAUAACUGCGAUAAAGGCCAAACCUGAGUUGCAGUUAUUACAAAUCAUAUUUGCCCAUAAAACGUACGCUCCAAUUUCUCCUCUGGUAUACAGCAACGACUCAAGUUUUCCAACUGCACUUACUUAUGACUACUUCAAUUUUGCUACACUCCAGAUGCCCAACGUUGGCAAACUCAACAUGUACAAUCUAGGAACACAUAUACGCAACGUUUACGACAAAUUUUUGGGAAUGCAGUACAGAAGUGAAACAAUGAAAGUGAGAACUGCAGAAUAUCCAUUGUCGAUGCUGUCGGCGCAGUUGGUAAACGCUGGACUCUGGCCACCAACGAACCUGACUAAAUGGAGCGAUGAUAUCGAUUGGCAACCAAUACCUUUUGAUUAUACAAUCGCCGACGAGGACACUCUAUUAUUAGGAUUAGAUUGUCCAAGUUUUGCGUCCGAAAUGGAAAGCGUGAUGAUGUCGGAUGAUGUGAAAUCAGAACUACUACAUCAUAAGCCUUUAUUCGAUUACGUCUCCAACCAUACUGGAAUGAAGAUGCUCUAUCCAUCGGACAUAGCUCUCUUAUACGCGGUUUUCGAAACAAAAGUUAGUCUAAACGAAUCUCUCCCGUACUGGGCCAAAGACAUUUUCCCCGAUGGAGAAAUGUUGAACGUUACGUUGUUAAAAUACGAUCUCCUCUCGCAAACUCCUCUGCAAAAGAAGCUAAACGGAGGAACAUUCAUCAAGGAAAUAUUAGGGAAUAUUUUAGGAUAUAUUCAAGGAAAUAUAUCCAGUGAACGGAAACUUAUGCUAUACAGUGGUAAUGAUAGAAAUAUAGCUGGCAUUUUGAAAUCUCUUGACGUAUGGUCACCGCAUAUUCCUAACGAAGCUGCCUCAGUGAUCUUCGAAAGUUACUAUGACAAUGAAACCGAUCAUCAUGGGAUAAAGAUAAAUUAUUAUACAGGAGUGGAAGGUGAUAUUAUACCUUUGACGAUACCAAGUUGCACAGACAUUUGUCCUUUGGAUAAGUUUAUAAAUAUAGUGUUCGACGUAAUACCGGAAAAUUCAAAACUGUUGUGCCAUUGGAAGAAUUUUAAUGUCUCUGAAGAAGAAACGAUAUUAUUUAACGUCACUUACAGUCGAUCCGAAUCUCAUCAAUUAUGUAACGUAAUAUUAAUAUUUGUAUGCGUUUCUAUUUUCUUCGUAUAUUAAGUAUAAGAAGUAUUUCAUUGUUAAUUGAUACUUUUAUUUUAAAUCGUUCAGUUCAAAAUCAUUAUUUAUCAUACAAUACAUCGUAACAAGUUCUAUUCAAAGUAUUUAUUAUUUAGUAAUAAUUUUGCGCAAAAGGAUUUUUAGAAAUGACUCUUAUAAACAAGAAAUUAGUCGAGAAUCUCGGUCUACUUGAACAAUUUAAUUAUACACAAAUUGUAAUGUUUAAUGCUUUAAUGAAAUCGUGAAUACAACUCGCAGUAAGAACAGUA